UGGGAACAUGGUGGCAGGCAUGGCAGGUCUAGUGAAACAGUUGAGAGCUGCAUCCUAAACCAUAGGCCAAGAGAAAGAGACUGACUAGGCCUGACAUAAAACUCUGAGACCUCAGAGUCCACCCCCAGUGAUGCACUUCCUUCAACAUAUUCCUCCCGAUCCUUCUAAUCCUUUCAAAGGGUUCCAUUCAAACUACCACAGAAGACAGUAAGCUCUCUAAGGUUCUUGUAUUUUUUUUUCCUGUUCUUACACAGCUCUGUGCUUGGAAUAAGUGCCAGACACAUCUGUGAGACACCCUUUGCUGCUGUGGCACGUAGAUGGGCGGUGAGCUCCCCGCACUGAACUUCUGCAGGAUCAUGGCCAAUCAACUUGGCCUUCUCAUAGGAGUGAUCUUCAUGGCCAGCCCCAUGUUGGGAAUGACUCCCUGUUCUUCUGAUGGCCGGAUAGCCUUAUUUCGCAUCUGUAACCUUACCCAGAUUCCCUGGGUCCUCAACACCACUGAAAGACUUCUGCUCAGCUUCAACUUCAUCAGUGUGGUCAAUGCCACAUCAUUUCCAUUCCUGGAGCAGCUCCAGCUGCUGGAGCUGGGGACCCAGUUCACACCCUUGACCAUUGGCCAGCAGGCCUUCAGAAACCUGCCCAAUCUUAGGAUCUUGGACCUGGGCCAAAACCAGAUUAAAGUCCUGAAUCCAGAUGCCUUUCAGAGACUGCCCCAUCUCUUGGAACUUCGCUUAUUUUACUGUGGCCUCUCCAGUGCUGUGUUAAGUGAUGGUUACUUCAGAAAUCUAAAUUCUUUAGUUCGCUUAGACCUCUCUGGCAACCAGAUUGACAGCCUUCAUCUCCAUUCUUCAUUUCAGAACUUGAAUUCCUUAAAAGCCAUAGAUUUUUCUUUCAAUCAAAUAUUCACUCUAUGUGAGGAUGAACUCAAGCCCCUGCAUGGCAAAACACUCUCUUUCUUUGGCCUCAAAUUAACUAGGCUGUUCAGCAGAGUCUCUGUGGACUGGGAGACAUGCCGGAACCCAUUCAGAGACAUGUGGCUAGAAACUCUCGAUCUCUCUGAAAAUGGCUGGACAGUGGCCAUCAUGGGGAACUUCAGCAAUGCCAUCCAGGGAAGCCAGGUUUCCUCUUUGAUUCUCAAGUACCAUAUUAUGGGUUCUGGCUUUGGCUUCCAGAACAUCAAGGACCCUGAGCAGAGCACAUUUGCUGGCCUGGCCAGGAGUUUAGUGCUCCAGCUGGAUCUUUCACAUGGAUACAUCUUCUCCUUGAAUCCCCGAGUGUUUGAGACACUGAAGGAUUUGAAGGUUCUGAACCUUGCCUUCAACAAAAUAAACAAGAUCGCAGAUAAUGCCUUUUAUGGACUUGACAGCCUCCAGAUUCUCAAUAUGUCAUAUAAUCUUCUGGGAGAACUCUAUAAUUCCAACUUCUACGGGCUUCCUAGGGUAGCCUACAUUGAUCUUCAAAAGAACCACAUUGGGAUCAUCCAAUACCAAACAUUCAGGUUCCUGGAAAAGUUGCAAACCUUGGAUCUCCGUGAUAAUGCUCUUAAAACCAUUAAUUUUAUUCCAAGCAUAGAGACUGUCCUUCUGGGUGGCAAUAAGCUGGUCAGCUUGCCACACAUUCGCUUUUCGGCCAACUUCAUCGAGUUAGCUGAAAACAGGCUAGAAGACCUAUCUGACCUCUACUUCCUGCUGCAAGUCUCCCAGCUCCAGUUUCUCAUCCUGAAUCAGAAUCGCCUUUCCUCAUGCAAGGCAGACCAUGCCCCUUCAGGGAACCCGAGCUUGAAACAGCUUUUCCUCACAGAAAACAUGCUGCAGCUAGCCUGGGAGACUGGGCUCUGUUGGAAUGUUUUUAAAGGCCUUUCCAGCCUCCAAACCCUUUUUCUGAAUAAUAACUACCUUAAUUUCCUUCCACCUGGAAUAUUUAGCGACUUGGUUGCAUUAAAGCGGCUCAGUCUUAGUGCUAACAGGCUGACUGCUCUCUCUCCUGGCAGUUUCCCUGCUAAUUUGGAGAUUCUUGAUAUAUCGAGAAAUGAGCUUUUCUCUCCUGAUCCUGGUUUGUUUUCUUCACUUCAUGCCUUGGACAUAACUCAUAAUAAGUUCGUCUGCGAUUGUGAGCUUAGCACGUUUAUCCUCUGGCUCGGCAAAACCAAUGUCACCCUGCGGGGUUCUCCUGCAGACAUACGCUGCAUGUACCCCGACUCGCUGCUAGGGGGCUCGCUCUACAACAUUUCCACCAAGGACUGCGAUGAAGAGGAAGCCUUGCUGGCCCUAAGGUUUUCCCUUUUCCUCCUGUGCACCAUCACUUCCAGUCUGUUCCUCGUCACCACCCUCAUAGUCAUGAAGUUCCGGGGGGCUUGUUUCCUGUGUUAUAAGACCAUCCAGAAGCUGCUGUUCAAGGACGAAGUCCGGAGUUUGGAAACUGGUACAUACAGAUACGACGCCUAUUUUUGCUUCAGUAGCAAAGACUUUGAAUGGGCACAGGAUGCUUUGCUCAAAUACCUGGAUGUUCAGUACAGUUCCCGAAACAGGCUCAGGCUGUGCUUUGAAGAAAGGGACUUCAUCCCAGGGGAAAACCAUAUCUCCAACAUCCAGGCGGCCGUCUGGGGCAGCAGGAAGAUAGUGUGUCUAGUGAGCAGGCACUUCCUCAAAGAUGGCUGGUGCCUGGAAGCCUUCAGGUACGCCCAGAGCCGGUGUCUCUCUGAACUCAAGACUGUACUCAUCGUGGUGGUGAUGGGGACCUUGUCACAGUAUCAGCUGAUGAGGCAUGAGCCUAUCAGGGGGUUUCUACAAAAGCGACAGUACUUAAGGUGGCCUGAGGACCUCCAGGAUGUUGGCUGGUUUCUCCAUAAGCUCUCUAGGCACAUACUAAAGGAAGAAAAGGAAAAGACGGGAAACAGCUCCAUUCAGUUACAAACCAUAACAACGAUUUUCUAGCGGAAGGAGCACUUUGCAAUUGCCACAAUUAACUGUCCACAGUCGCUUGUGCACAACCGCUUGGGGGUCCUUCCCAGGGGCUGAUAUCUGGCUAAGAAAACAGCAUCAGCCCCUUGAUUUUCAUGUCAACAGGGUGCUUUGUCUCACUGACCUCCAGAUGGAAACCUGCGGCUAGCUGCCUCUAAGGGUUCCCAUUCACCAUUGAUCUCCUUUCAGGCCCAACAACAUUGUCUCCUUCCAUCCUAUUGCACACUUACAGCCUCCUCGAUGGGAAGGGCACCUUAGGAGGAGUUACAGGCGGCUUCAUGCCCUCUGUGCCAUUCAGUUCAAGAACAGGCCACUCUGUAGAACAUGGACAGCAAAACGGGUCCUUCUGUGGCCAGUGCUGAGAGCGGCUCUCAGCCUACCUUAGUGAGGAGAAGCUGGAUGGAGGCAGCCCCCUUGCUGUAGCCAUAAUGAACUUACUUCCUACUAUGACCCUGUUUUUGUGGGCCACGGCCAUCUUUCACAUGAGACCUCUCGGCUCAUGCCCUUUCCCCUCUCUUCCCCACAUCUGUACAACAGCUGUCACAUCAGCUACGCAACAGCUGUAAAAAGGACAUGGAUUUCACACACUGGCUUCUUAUUGAGUUCUGAUUCUUCGCUUUCUUAGCUGUGUAACUCGAGUACGCUAUACCAUGGCUGGGCCUCAGUGCUUUCUCUCCUGUAGGCCUGACAAUACCUACCUCAUAAGCAUGCUGUGAACGGCCAUUGGCCAGAAGUGUCAUGGCUCUUGUGUCUUUUCCUUAACUGCCCUAGUGAGCAUAGGAGAAGAAACAUACUGAAAGCCCUGUAGACUCUGUAGUGAUUUCUUUGAAUUUGUAUUUUUCAAUCCUUAAAAAAAAACUGUAUA
Molecule: messenger RNA, 3825 nt
Organism: Psammomys obesus (fat sand rat)
Lineage: Eukaryota; Metazoa; Chordata; Mammalia; Rodentia; Muridae
Gene: Tlr5
Product: toll like receptor 5
Exons: 2
Coding region: 318-2933 (871 amino acids)
Biological process (GO): immune response; toll-like receptor signaling pathway; inflammatory response
Cellular component (GO): membrane
Molecular function (GO): protein binding; transmembrane signaling receptor activity
Source: RefSeq, a predicted model, not a curated record